UUGGUUAAAACGUAAAUGUUAAUUGUAGCUUAACAGAAAUAUGUUAUAUUCCAAGGUCCAUUGUUUUACCCCGUAGUAUCAUGAAGCUGGCUACCCCUCGAAAGACUGCUCAAAUCUAUUCAGUGAAUUGAUUGAAGAUGGAAAGCUGCGUGAACAAUACAUUCCGGAAGCUUUGACAUACAAUGAAAAGGAACUGUUUAGGGCAUCAUCUGUGGGGAAGGCUUUAACAAUGUUGAUGAAGUCAUUCUCAUGGUAGGUACGAAUGCCAAGACUAUCGUUUAUGAAGACCGCAGAUUUCGUCGCUGCAAUUUUGUGCAAUAGCAACUUACAAUCUACCAGCAUCCAUGGUGAUCGUCUUCAGAGUCAGCGUGAGCAAGCGCUUCGUGACUUCAAGGAUGGUAUUGGAAAUAUCCUCGUGGACACUAAUGUUGCUGCCCUUGGUUUAGAUAUUGCCGGCACAAACUAUGUCGUAAAUUAUGACUUGCCAACUGAUAUAGAAGAGCAUGUUCAUCGUGUUGGUCGAACAGGCCGCGUCGAAAUGUUGGCUAAUCAGUAAGCUUCUUUGACGAACU
This is a messenger RNA of Daphnia carinata, 572 nucleotides long. Its product is annotated as ATP-dependent RNA helicase vasa-like. The coding region runs from base 263 to 556 and encodes 97 amino acids. Gene Ontology annotation, cellular component: P granule; nucleus. The transcript has 4 exons. Gene Ontology annotation, molecular function: RNA helicase activity; RNA binding. The record is from RefSeq and is a predicted model, not a curated record. Gene Ontology annotation, biological process: cell differentiation; gamete generation. NCBI's taxonomy places the organism in Eukaryota, Metazoa, Arthropoda, Branchiopoda, Diplostraca, Daphniidae.